AAAGUAAUCAUAUUUUUCAUAACUCAGAAAUAUGUGCAAAAAGUUUUGGUCAUCUCUUAUAUCGUUGUGUUAUUUGAUAGAAAACUAUGAAAUCAUUUCAUCGCUUGUUUGCCAUUGAGUUAAUGGGAAACACAAAUACAUAGCAAAAAGUUGUGAUCAAUACUUUGUAUUUGCAUUGAAAACAUGCAUUUCAAGCAACUAUGAUAUGUUUGACACUAUUUCUCAUACCAUUUAUCUUCACUAUAAGUUAUGCAACUAAUCCUCACUAUAGGCUUCAAAUCACACCUUCGGUUAAGUCAUUCUUUAGGGUCGGGGACUCCCUGUCUCUUAACUGCCGUCUCAUACCAGCCGACGCCAAAAUAUUCCCACUUCGGGUGACUCUUCCGAUCAAUUCGGGUCCUCUGAGCGGAAGGAUUCGCAUCUCAGAGGAGCCAAACAAUCUGACGGUCACUAUCAAAGAGUUACAGGUGAACGACACGGGUUGGUACAACUGCGAGGCCGACGACAACACAGACCCCAUCCAUAAGUCCAUUUACGUGACAAUUCAGGCCCAACACGAGGGCGACUGUCCGGCCAAUACAUUCUUCUCGUGCGGUAAUCGUCUCUGUAUUCCCAAGAGAUAUGUUUGCGACGGCUUUACUGACUGUCCCAACGAUGCCGACGAAAGCGCCGACAUUUGCGGUAAGUGUUGCGCCAAACCAUUGAUCCGUUAA
This is a messenger RNA of Medioppia subpectinata, 713 nucleotides long. NCBI's taxonomy places the organism in Eukaryota, Metazoa, Arthropoda, Arachnida, Sarcoptiformes, Oppiidae. The record is from the annotation of a GenBank genome assembly.